Molecule: messenger RNA, 2731 nt
Organism: Solea solea (common sole)
Lineage: Eukaryota; Metazoa; Chordata; Actinopteri; Pleuronectiformes; Soleidae
Gene: stpg1
Product: sperm-tail PG-rich repeat containing 1
Exons: 7
Coding region: 452-1369 (305 amino acids)
Biological process (GO): epigenetic programing of male pronucleus
Cellular component (GO): female pronucleus; germinal vesicle; male pronucleus
Molecular function (GO): chromatin binding; histone binding
Source: RefSeq, a predicted model, not a curated record
UUUAGUGCCCCCUAAGGUGAAAACCGAGCCCAAACUAAGUUCCACUGAAGUUCUCUAAUUUAAAUUUGAGUACUUUAAAAUAUGUCAAUUCACAAAAUAAGUUCAACAAAAACAAUGAUUUCUAGAUAUUACACGCUGUAAAUGCAUCGUGUCUUUGUGUUCAGAUUUGACUCAUUUAUUAGAAACUUUCCCCACAUUUUUGUUUGACAGCACAGCAGAGUGCUUUACAGUCCAAUCUGGCAACCCCAUGUCCAAUCACACUCUGUUUUUACGUCGCCAUGGCAAUAUGUCUUCAGAUUUACUCCCUCACUCAGUCACUUUCUUCCUGUUCCUGUUACCUGUAGGAUUUCAUGACUGUGAGUGAGUCUGGAUUACCCUUGAGAAAUAGAACAUUGCAUUAUAGAAGAGUUAAUUUAAUCUGACACCAGAUAAGAUUCUAGCUGCAUCGUCCAUGACGACGAUAGACCAUAAAAUGGUGAUAACAAAUCCAGAAAAGAAGGGGUUUUCAUCUCAAGCUAAGAGAUUUCCUUCACAAAUCUCUCUGGAUGACAAUCCAGGACCAGGCAGUUAUUGUUCCAUAUCCAGCACUGAAGUAAUUAGUCCUUCCUUCUCAAAGAAGGGCACCACAGGCUUUGUUGCGUCCAAGGUUGCCAAGGGUUACAGUAACCCACAGAGAUCCAUUCCAGGACCAAAUAAAUACAACCUGCAGAGUUCCUUUAUAAACAAGUAUGACUUCAACAUGGGAGUGUCCCGAGUGUUCAGGCUGCCUCUGGCUGUGCAGCUGGGUGGACUGAAGCAUAUCAUGCCAGCGCCGAAUCAAUAUGACGUCAGCUGUGGAAGUGGAGAGAGAAUCUCCUCAGUGUUCGGUUCAUCAGCUUUCAUCUCAAGAACCGGACGCGGCCCGUUCUGCCCGAACAAAUAUGUGCCGUCGCCGUGCCACUAUGACGUGAGCAGCCACUCAAUUCAACGCGGCUCCAAGGCAGUUUUGUCCCCCUUCAAAUCAAAAACAAAGAGAAUCCCUGCUCUAGUGGACAAUCAUGUGCCUGGUCCAGGAGCCUACAGUCCUCAUCAGGCUCCCGCACCAGUGAAGAAGACCAUCUUACCGAGGGCUUGUUGUUUGACGAUAGCAGAGCCUCCUGUGAUUGUCCCGAAGAAUCCACCCUUCCCGGGCCCUGGGCAGUAUGAUAUAGGGAGUUAUGCUGGUGUGUCCAAGCAUCCCAUGCCCACUGCUGCAUUUGCUUCUAAGACUGAAAGAGUACUCAAAUACUCACAGGGCGACACAAGGCCAGGUCCAGGUUUCUAUGAUCCACAGAUUCUGUCAAAGCAGUCCUUCAUUUAUAACGAUUCCUCAGUCUGGAUCCCCGUAUGAAGCUUUCGUAAGAAUUCACUGAUUACUUUAUAUCUGAUUCUUAUUCAAAUGUUUUAUGAAAGGUCUGUGUUGGUAUGUCUAAAACUGUGACUUUUAAAUGUAAACAAAUACAUUCAAAUCAUUGUCAGAUGAGUUCAGACAGCUGAUAAAGCUUCACAUGACUCUGUGUUUCUCAGUAUAGUGGUGUUAAGAUCUUUGUGUCGCCCGGUGACAUUGAUCUGUCUUAUAUCAAGAGCGAUGGAGGCAACAGCAACAUUGAGGUAGUAAAGCGAGAUGACUGAAAGCACAACCAAGCAUCACACAAAAAGUUUCACAAAUGAAAACACAGCUGUUUGACGGGAUAAUCGCCUCUUGUCCCCGCCCACAUCUGCGCUGCCACUGUAUACACACAAACGCUCCCUCUGUCAGCUCCGAUAGUAUUGCUUGACAGAGCUCAUUCUCAGAUGAAGGAAGUGUUACAUUGUUUCUAUUCACGGAGACCAAACGGAGGCAAAAAUCACCAAAAAAUGACACAUUGCAGCUUUAAAUGAACACGUUCUGGAUCAGUAUUUGUGGAUUAAAGUAGGACGAUGAUUCAAAUGUUCCACCAUUUUGUCUCUGCUUCUGUAUCUAAGUAGGUCAGCGAGAGGUAAGACAAAUAUUUGGAGGAGGAAUCAUUAUCAGUGAUGUAAGGGAAUACCAAAACACUAAGGGGGAAAAAAGAGCCAUAUGUUUUAUCCUGAUGCUCUAAUCAGGAGAGGAUAUAGCAGUAGGUGUUGCUGCGUCCUCUUCAACAGCUGCCGGUCCAGUCACUUGUACGCCACAGUAACAGCUGAGCGCUUGAGAUGACACCGCGGUGCCAACUGCUGGAGGGCACGCAGAGGGGCGGAGUGUGACGCUCCAUGUCAGCAAUGUGACUGACUGGGCAUGAGGCAGAGCUGCUGUUUAACCCCAAAGACAAAUGGACACAAAUGGAACAGUCACACCCUCAUGUCCACUGUUGUAUUUGGUCGCCAAAACACUGUCCUGACCCCAGUUUUUUAAAAAUGCUUCUUCGUUCCUUUUGUCUCUCUGAUUUUCAUGAUGUGACAAAACAAAAGGAACCUAGAGGUAAUAAUAUGCACCUUUGAAAGGUGGAAAACAACUUUUCAGUAUAUGUACCUCACCAGAAAAUGUCUCUGGUAGAAGUUAACCUAUAAGAAAUAGUAUCUCAGUACGAAAAGACAUUUGUUAUUAAAUGUAAUUAAAGGAUCUUUCUGGUACUUGCCAUUCUAACAACUCUUUAGCCACUUCCUUCUUCUCCUUUGUUGGUUUAUGCAUCAUGUUUAUAUAAACAGAGUCGCUCGUCUUCAUGUGCAUUGGCAUGUGCAUUCAGGCUAAAGA